AUCAAAUGUUUCUCAGUCAGUUUUUCAUAAAAUUAAGUUAGUUCUUUCUAUUUUUUGCAAAGGAACAUUCGUCGUGUCGAAAAGACUGAAAAAUCUAUCAAAAUGGCUAGUGUAUCCUAUCAAAUAGCGAAUCUUCUCGAGAAGAUGACUUCGAACGACAAGGAUUUUCGGUUUAUGGCAACGAAUGAUUUGAUGACGGAGUUGCAGAAGGAUAGCAUAAAGCUGGAUGAUGACUCUGAGAGAAAAGUUGUGAAGAUGCUUUUGCGGCUGCUCGAGGACAAGAACGGCGAAGUGCAGAAUCUGGCGGUUAAAUGCCUAGGACCACUGGUAAACAAAGUGAAAGAAUACCAAGUGGAGGGCAUUGUAGAGACGCUUUGCGCCAACAUGCUGUCAGAGACGGAGCAGCUGCGAGACAUCAGCAGUAUCGGUCUCAAGACUGUCAUCUCAGAGCUGCCACUUGGCUCCAACACUCUUGCUGCAAAUGUGUGUAAAAAGAUCACAGGAAGACUUAGCAGUGCUAUUGAGAAGCAAGAAGAUGUAUCAGUGCAACUGGAAGCCUUGGAUAUCUUAGCUGACCUACUGAGCAGAUUUGGAGGCCUAUUGAUAUCAUUCCACCCUAUGCUAUUAAACUCCUUGUUGCCACAGCUCGCCUCACCACGUCAGGCGGUCCGCAAACGCACCAUAGUAGCGCUCUCCCACUUGGUGAUGUCAUGCAAUGCGACGCUCUACAACAAGCUGAUCGACCAUCUGCUGGAAGGACUUGCCUCCUCACCCUCUCCCAGCGUCAGCCGCACUCACAUACAGUGCAUUGCUUCUGUCUGCCGCCAAGCAGGACAUAGGUUCGGCGAGCAGUUGUGGCGCGUGGCGCCUCAAGUGCUCGAGCAUUCGACCAAUCCCGACGAGGAGCUACGCGAGCAUUGCCUGCAAGCGCUCGAAGCCUUCGUACUCAAGUGCCCUAAGGAGGUCCAGCCGCAUAUUCCUACCAUCAUUGAACUUUGCCUGAAAAUGGUAACGUACGAUCCUAACUACAACUACGAGGACGAGGAAGCCGGCGCGGGUGGUGAGGACGAAGAUAUGGAGGACGAAUCGUUCGCGCCUGACGCUGAGCCUGACUCCGACUCCGAGGAGUAUUCUGACGACGAUGACAUGUCUUGGAAGGUGCGACGUGCCGCAGCCAAAUGUUUGGAAUCAGUCAUUACGACUCGCCACGAACUGCUUGUAGAUAUGUACCAAACCGUAUCUCCAGCUCUUAUCGCCAGAUUUAAAGAACGUGAAGAAAACGUAAAAUGCGACAUUCUUAGUGCGUACACUGCUCUACUGCGCGCGACUCGUCCCCCUCCUUCGCUGCAGAUGCCCAUGGCGCCUUCCGAAAACUCGCCACAGGCUCUGCUUAUUCAGAGGGUGCCGGGGAUAGUGCGCGGGGCGCUGCGCGUGAUCCGCGGACGCUCGGUGCGCGCGCGCGGUGCGGCGUUGGCAUUACUGCGCGAGCUGCUGGCCGCCGCGCCCGGCUGCCUCACCGACCACGCCGACCGCGUCAUUCGCGCACUCACACCCGCGCUCACUGAUAAAAGCACAGCUUCGUCGAUGAAAAUCGAGACCCUAGUUUUCGUAGUAUGUCUCCUUCGCGGUCACCCUGCGGCAGUAAUGCGAAAACAUGUUGCGGCCUUAGCUCCUGCAGUACUGGCCUGUGUACACGACCCCUUCUACAAGGUCACUGCCGAGGCGCUGAGGGUGCUGCAGACGCUCGUCAAGGUCAUCAGGCCUCUAGAUAACGUAACAAUAUCGGAAGGCGAAGACAUUCUAGUGGAACCCCCACCUGAAGACUUACAACGUUUCAUACCGGAAAUGUACCAAUGCACAUUAGUACGGCUGCGUGCUACGGACAUGGACCAGGAGGUGAAGGAGCGAGCCAUUGCCGCCUGUGGACAAUUAUUGUGUCAUUUUGGGGACUUCUUGAAGACUGAACUUCCAGUAUGUCUUCCAAUAUUCCUGGAAAGACUUCGCAACGAAAUCACCCGACUGACUACUGUGAAAUCGCUCACAAAAGUCGCUUCUUCGCCACUAAGGAUCGAUCUGACUCCUAUUUUGUCGGACGCAAUUCCAAUACUCGGAUCUUUUUUGAGGAAGAAUCAGAGAGCCUUGAAACUGUCCACUUUGGUGUUGUUGGAUACCUUAGUGCAGAAUUAUAGCGACACUAUCAGCAUUGAGCUGCUUAGCAAGGUACUAAUGGAGGUGCCACCAUUAGUAUGCGAGUCAGACCUUCACUGUGCGCAAACAGCGUUGACACUGGUCCGCGGCGCCUGUCUUCGCUGCCCUGCAGCACUCACCGAUGACGCACGGGCAGCCCUUACGCCUAACAUACUAGCACUCGCUAAGUCGCCACUACUCCAAGGAGGGGCGCUAAAGGCAAUGCUGGGCGUACUAAGCGCAUUGGUGUCUGCUGACGUGGCGGGUUGUUCUCGCCGCGAAUUACUGGCACUGCUGGUUGCGCCUGUGCACCGCAGCCAUGAGCACAACGCCACCGCGCACCACAUGAAACAGGCUUUUCAUUCGCUGGCGAAGUGCGUGGGCGCAGUGGUGAUGGAGGGCGGCGAAGACGCAUUAGAGGUGGUUCGCGACUUUUUGCGUGAUGCGCACACGCCGCCUUCGGAUGCUCAUCACAUGUUCGCGCUUCUCGCUCUCGCUGAGAUCGGCAGGCAUCUAGACCUCAGUUCAAUCCCUAACUUGAAAGAAGUGCUUCUAAACUCGUUUACUCCGUCGUCAGAGGAGAUAAAGUCAGCUGCUAGCUACGCGCUCGGCUCAGUGGCUGUAGGCAACCUUCCUAAGUUUCUACCGUUCAUUCUUGGAGAAAUUGAAGCUCAACCAAAACGACAAUAUCUGCUUCUUCAUUCCCUGCGGGAGAUAAUCUCAUGCGAAUCUUGCACGCCGGAGGGCGUAGCGGCGCUUAGGCCGUUUAUCCCAGAAAUUUGGGUACAGCUGUCUAAACAUUGUCAAUGUGUGGAGGAAGGAUCUCGUAAUGUUGUUGCAGAAUGUCUAGGAAAACUGUGUCUUCUGGAGCCACAGACCCUCUUGCCGCAUAUAAAGGAAUUCUUGAGGUCUCCCGAGCCCCUAACGCGAACAACUGCUGUCACCGCUGUCAAAUUCACCAUUUCAGAUCAGCCGCAAGCGAUCGAUCCGCUCCUGCGCAGCUGUAUGUCGGAGUUGCUGGUGCCACUGCGCGAUCCUGAACUGGGUGUGCGGCGCGUGGCACUGGUGGCGUUCAACUCCGCUGCACACAACAAGCCGUCGCUUAUCCGCGGCCUGCUGCCACAAGUGCUGCCCACCAUCUACGCCGAAACCAAAGUCAAGAAAGAGCUAAUCCGCGAAGUAGAAAUGGGACCAUUCAAGCACUCAGUUGACGACGGCCUUGACCUGCGAAAGGCAGCGUUUGAAUGCAUGUACACUCUCUUGGGCACUUGUUUGGACCGCUUGGAUGUGUUCGAGUUCCUGAGGCACGUAGAAGAUGGACUUCGUGAUCACUAUGAUAUUAAAAUGCUGACUUACCUCAUGUGUGCGCGAUUGGCGCAACUUUGUCCGGCUGUUGUUUUGCAAAGGCUAGAAAGUUUGGUGGAGCCCCUAAGAGCUACGUGUACGAUGAAGGUGAAGGCCAAUUCCGUGAAACAAGAGUACGAGAAACAAGACGAGCUCAAACGGUCGGCCCUACGUGCCGCCGCGGCUCUGCUGCAAAUACCUGAAGCCGAAAAGAACCCCCAUCUGAUGGACUUCGUGACACAAAUCAAGUCGUUCCCCGACCUUCAGCCCAUUUUCGAAUCGAUCCUCAAGGAUUCGUCCGCUGGCAGCGGUGUAGACUCCAACCUUAUGGAUCAAAGUUAGCCACCUCGACGACACACGAAUACAUCGAGUCUGCAUUUCUUUUCAUUCUCGCGCGCGACACGAGGUUAUCCAUAUUUUUAUUAACAUUUUCUUUUGUUGUUUGAUUUUGUUUAAAAAAAAACCACUAUAAUUUGCGAGCAAAUUGUAAA
This is a messenger RNA of Hyposmocoma kahamanoa, 4022 nucleotides long. It is a transcript of the gene Cand1, whose product is annotated as cullin-associated NEDD8-dissociated protein 1. Gene Ontology annotation, biological process: SCF complex assembly; protein ubiquitination. The record is from RefSeq and is a predicted model, not a curated record. Lineage: Eukaryota; Metazoa; Arthropoda; Insecta; Lepidoptera; Cosmopterigidae. The coding region runs from base 103 to 3873 and encodes 1256 amino acids. The transcript is spliced from 24 exons. Gene Ontology annotation, cellular component: nucleus.